CCCUUUCUUUUCGGAAAAAAAACUCUAUCAAGAUGGGUCGUAUGCACGCUCCUGGCAAGGGUAUUUCCCAAUCAGCUCUGCCCUACAGACGCACAGUGCCAUCUUGGCUGAAGCUGAAUGCUGAGGAUGUCAAGGAUCAGAUCAAGAAGCUCGGCAAGAAGGGUUUGACCCCAUCGAAAAUCGGUAUCAUCUUGCGUGACUCCCAUGGAGUUGCCCAGGUGCGAUUCGUCAAUGGAAACAAGAUCCUGCGUAUCAUGAAGUCGGUGGGUCUGAAGCCCGACAUUCCUGAGGAUCUGUACCACAUGAUCAAGAAGGCCGUUGCCAUCCGCAAGCAUUUGGAGCGCAACCGUAAGGACAAGGACGGCAAGUUCCGUCUGAUUCUGGUCGAGUCCAGAAUCCACCGCUUGGCCCGCUACUACAAGACAAAGAGCGUUCUGCCACCUAACUGGAAAUACGAAUCGAGCACCGCCUCUGCCCUGGUUGCCUAAGUGUCCCCGAUUCGCGCGUUAGUUGGUAAUUUCUUUUUCAAUUUUGUGGGAGCAUACAUUUUACCAAUGUACAACCAAUAAACCCAACAUAAAUAAACUGGAAAUCAACUAUUUUAUAGAAUA
Drosophila persimilis is the source of this 611-nucleotide messenger RNA. It is a transcript of the gene RpS13, whose product is annotated as 40S ribosomal protein S13. The record is from RefSeq and is a predicted model, not a curated record. Gene Ontology annotation, cellular component: nucleolus; cytosolic small ribosomal subunit; ribosome. NCBI's taxonomy places the organism in Eukaryota, Metazoa, Arthropoda, Insecta, Diptera, Drosophilidae. The transcript is spliced from 3 exons. Gene Ontology annotation, molecular function: small ribosomal subunit rRNA binding; structural constituent of ribosome. Gene Ontology annotation, biological process: translation. Bases 33 to 488 code for a protein of 151 amino acids.